This is a messenger RNA of Prorocentrum cordatum, 387 nucleotides long. The record is from the annotation of a GenBank genome assembly. Lineage: Eukaryota; Dinophyceae; Prorocentrales; Prorocentraceae.
GCGUGCACGGCGAGGCUCCGACAUCCGACGAAUCCAGUGUGGUCGGCAGCUUCUCCAGACGCCAACAUCUACCAGCACGAGGUGGAAACGCCAUCGCUAGCACCGCUGUCGCGCGCGAUGGGAUGGGCGCAGGUCGGCCUGGCGGAGGCAAGCGGAGCGGUAGCCCUGAGAGACGAGGACCAGCAGAUGGGGCAGCAGGGCUUGGGUGGAACACCGACUUCUCCUGAGGUGGAUCAGGGUGCUGGUCGGCUGCAGGCCGGCAACGGCAAGGGAUGGCUCGUGGAGGCCAGCAACCGCGACGUGGAUGUCAAUGCCACGUGGAAUUUCGAUGGCAGCGGAUGGUUCGCGAAGCGCGACGGGCCCGCGCUGCUGAAGGCCGGCGGGGGC